UCAUUGUAAAGUGCCGUAUGAGUUUGACACACGUCUGUCAAUUUCUGACAAAUUUCAUGUAAGUCUCUCUGGAGGUUCUGUUGUUGAGGUGGAGGACUAUGUUUACUUCAACUGUUCAAAGGCGGUGGAGGCUAUGCACGAACCUGUAAAUAGAAGAUUCAAAUGUAUAAACGGCGAGUGGAUUGAGGAUGAACGAGAUAAAUCAUGGCAGUUUGGAAAUAACGGGUCUUUUCCAAAAUGCAGAAAAACAAAAUGUGAACCGAAUUGUGAAAAUGGAGGUGUUUGUUUGAGGGACGAUCAAUGUAAAUGCAAGCAUUUAUCAUCUGGAAAACGUUGUGAAAAUGUCAUAUGUGACGAUGAAUGCUAUGCUAAUGAUGGUAAAUGCUUUGGUCCUGGUAAAUGUAAAUGCCCAGAGGGGAAAUAUGGAGCAAACUGUGAACAACGUUCCUGUAUGCUUCCUGAAAAUAAAGAUAUGGCGAAGGUAUCCACACAAAAAACUUAUUUUGCUUUUGGUGAAACAGUUCACAAUUUUACGUGUCAAAUGGGUUAUUUUCCAUCAUCUGACCAGGAAAUGACCUGCCGAAGUGAUGGAUCAUGGUCAGAUAUAGUAACUUGUGUAAAAGGUAAAAUUUACUUGAUCAGUACAAAAACGGGAACACGUACCGGUGCCGGUACAGAUGCCAAUAUUUACAUUACUCUGUUCGGCUCUAAAGGAAGCACAAGAAGAAUAGACUUAAGGGGAAGAUUUGAAUCUGGUAAUGUCGACGAGAUCAGGACAUUUGCCAGAGAUGUUAGACCAAUACACAGUGUACAGAUCGGACAUGAUGGUGGAAGAUGGCAUGAUAUCUUACCUGAUUGGGACCUGGAAUAUGUAUCAAUAUAUGUUGAAGAUAUGGAGGAAUUUUAUGUUUUUAGAAAUAUUAAACAACAAUGGGUAAAAGAAGGAAGUGAUCUGACCUUGCAGAGGGAAGGAAAUCAGUCAUGCAUCAACACAUUCGGUGAAAGAAAUAUUUGGUUUCCUAGAUGGAAGUUAAUCAAUUUUUUUUCCUUGGCAGAAGUGCAGGGAUGAGUAGUAGAGCAUGUAAACAAGCUUGCAUAAACUGGAAUAAGAACGUGUGUAACGGAGUCUAUCGUGAUACACAGCAUUAUAGUUGUUACGGUUUCUCUGAAACUGGUGAUGAAUACUUUACCGUGCAAAAAGAACAUUGGCAGGGAGAACUGUUUUUCAGAACAUGUAAGAAGUUCAACUGAAGGGACUAUACUAUACAAUUGUCGACAUUUCUUAUUGUUAAUAGGUCAUGUUUCAAAUUAUUGUUUCUAUGUGUCAUAUUUCAGAGGAGAUGAAUUAUCAAAAAAAUGUUGUUUUUUGCGUAUUUACUCAUCAGCAGUCCGCCUCCAAAAUAUAUUAAUUUUAAUGAAAAUUGUGAAAAUGUAUUUGAAUCUGUAAUAUUGUAACGAAACCAAAAGGAAGCAAUUUACACAUUAUCAAUGACACUUACAAAUCAUGUAAGUUACCAAGUAGUGGUCAAAAUAUGCAUAAAAGACUAACUGUGUUAGGAACGCAGUAGAAAUCUAGUUGUAAAUAAUGAACAAUCAGACAUUAAUCCCGCAUAAUAUGUAAAAUGAUACUUGAAUCUUGAAACUUUUUACUUUUCAUUACAUCUUAGUACAUUUUUCUCAAGUUUGAUUUUAUUGAAAUAGUUUCACUCAUCUGGAAGCAUGUAGCUUUAAAAACUAUAAUGUAUUCUUAGUGAAAACUGAAACUGUUUCUAAAAGUUCUUGUCGCCUAUAUUAAUUAACCUCCUUUUAACGAAAACACUUAUUGAAAUCUGUAACAAUAAUCAGUAUAAUAUCAUUUGGUGAAAAAUAAAAACAUUUUUUCUUAUCACAACAUAUUUAAAGUAGACAAAAGUAAAUUGAAUAAACAUGUAAUAAUAUUGGAGAAACUAGGCACAGUGUUUGAUUAAACAUAUAUUAAGAAAUUUUCUUUGACAAAGAAAAAAAACUUUACUUUUGAUAUAUCUAAAAAUUACGUUGCUGUGUUACUACCCUACUUACUCAGUAGAAAUAUUGUAAUCAUAACUGCAAAGUCAUGAAUGACGCAUAACAUGCAAGUUAGAAUCAGUUUUACUUUUUCCAAAAUUGGGUUUUUCUCAAGUUAGAUUUUUUUCAAAUGUUUUGACUUUUCUGGAGGCAUGCAGCUUCUUGUAUAGUUGUUAAUUAAUAUUUUUAAUCAUCUUGUCUUGACACAUCUUACGGUUCAUGAUCGAAUGAUAAUAUUACUUUUUCUUUUGCUAUUUCAUUUAUUUACUUAUUAAAAAAACAAUUUUUUUUUAAAAUCAUUUUACAGUUUAAUUCUGUGUUGAUAUCAGUAAUUGCUUAAGUCUAAUCAUGAUACAUAACCC
This is a messenger RNA of Ruditapes philippinarum (Manila clam), 2405 nucleotides long. RefSeq lists its product as uncharacterized. Lineage: Eukaryota; Metazoa; Mollusca; Bivalvia; Venerida; Veneridae. Gene Ontology annotation, molecular function: protein binding. The record is from RefSeq and is a predicted model, not a curated record.